CGUAAAAUGAUUGCUUUACACAGAAAAGCCAGUAAAAAUCAACUAACUCGAAGAUAUUGACAAACAACCCACAGCGCUGUUCCUCUAUCGGUUGAACAGGGGAAUGUUGAAUGCGGACCAAAAUACUGUUCGCUUUGGCAACAUUGCACAUACCAGUAAUGUAUCCUUUAAUGGAAAGACCCUUCUUUAUCCGUUAUGAAUGUAUACACUUCAUAAUAGUUAAAAUACUUUAAUAUACUACAAAUCGUUAAGUAACUCUAUCGAAUAAAAUAAUAAUUUAGGAAAAAAUAAAUUGUUAUGUCUAAAGUGAAGGCCUCUGGUUAAGUUUCACACAUUCCUGAAACUUUUGAAAGGUUUGAAUUAAAUCAUACGGUAGAUGUCACAGUACCGAAUACCGUGUCUGAUAAUUCCGACUGCUAAGUGGGUAUUUUUUUUCUUUUAUUAAGUUUGAUAAAAAAAUACUCAACAUAUGUAAAUGUAAUUACGUAGGAAAAUAACAGUUUGUUAUCUCAAAUUGGACUAGGUGGUAUGGAUAUAUCAGAUGGAAUGGAUAAAUCAUGGAAUCAUCCAUGGACCACAGAGGAAAUGAGAAAGAAAAGAAGAGAAUGGAGUUUGGCAGGUGAUGCAGGACUUCUUAAACAUCUCCAACAAUUUUCUGAAAACUUAGUAUCAAAAGCAAAUAAAACUGAUGAAGCAUUGAAUUCUUUAACAACUCAACUGAAUGAAGCAGCAAUACUUAUAGAUAAUGUGACAAAUACGUCUCUUGCUUUGGCUAAUACCCAAUUUAUCGAAAGUCGUGUGCAAGAAGAUGAUAUAGUGAUUGAGAAGAAGGAAACUGUGAUUCAGGAAUCUAAGAAUGAAGAUUUAGCAACUGCGGAUUUAAUAGCCACUGUAAGUGAAAGUAUAAGGGAAGGUUUAGACAUAAUGGACUCAAAGUACAAGAAAACGGAGUUUGUUGAUAGUGAUAGCGAAGAAGAAAAUAAUGGAGUAGUAUUAAGUGUUGUAUUGGGGCCAAAUGAUCCAUACCAAGAUCGGCCCUUACCUUAUGUCACCGGUUCUGAACAGUGGAAAAAUUCGAGUAAAAUCGGUCUAGAAAGCAGUAGUAGCAGUGAAUCAGAACAAGUAGACGAAGAAGAUGAAGAGGACGAAGACGAAGACGAAGAAGAAGAAGAAGAAGAAUCAGAAAGUGAUGAUGAUCAAACAGGACUUGGGGGUUAUAAUAUUGAUACUGGUUCAAAAUCGGAAAUGUUAAUUGGGUCAGAUUAUAGUAAAAGAAGUGAUAUAUCAUAUAUGGAAAAUGAUAAACUCGAUGUAAUUAGUCAUAAUAAUGUGCAUUCUGUUUCUGAAUCAAUUACACCUAAUGAUAAUACACCAAAGGUACCAUUACCGAACAAUUUGACACCAAAUUUUGCAGAAGAAUUAGCCAAGCGAUUAGGUACAGUUAGGCAGACUGAAAAACCAGCCAUUGUAGAUGAAAAAAGUGAAGCGUCGAUAAAUCGUUUUAAAGAUGAUUUAUUUACACCAGAUGGCGAUGAAAAUGUCUUAAACGAUAAAUCGAAAAAUGUAUUUAGUGGAAAUGCAAUCCCCAAUGACCAAACUUCUGGAAGUUUAUGGAAAGGCAAACCUAUUAAGCCAUAUGAAAAUAAUAUUAUACCUGCUAGUAUCGAUGUACCGCCUCCGAUUAGUACAGUUUCUACAAAACCAAAAUCUGCUAUCGAUGAUCUUUUUGCCGAUGCAGAUUCUGAAGAUUCCGAUGAUAUUUUCUCUUCAAAAAAUACGGUUAAAACAAUCACAAAAAACAAGCAUCCAAGUAAUAGCAAUGUAAACACAGAAACUGCUAAGAAGAAAUACUUGGAUAUUGUAGCACCAUCGGUUACUGAUAAGCGGGCGACAAGUACACCAGAAAAUAACGUAAAAGAUAAUUUAUUUGUCGAUGACGAUGACGACGAUCUAUUUGGUUCUUCUAAGAAUCCUACGAUAGAUAAAAAAAAACCUAUGGGUGAAGUGUCAAUACUUGGUGACAUUAUAACUUCAGAUAUGAAGAAUAAAUUAUCGAAUAGAAUAAUGCGAACUCAAUCAUCCGAAUCUUCAGGUAGUGACACACCACCAAAGCAUGAAGGCAGUCAAAAGUUCAGUCGAGAUGAUUCAUGGAAUACUAUCUCUAAAAUCUCAAAUGAUAAUAAUGUCGAUGACUGGAGUCCUAUUGUGAUGGGAGUAAAUAAUGCAGAAAAUUUGGCUGCUCCUUAUGAAAGCAGUAACAGCAGCGGGAUAUCGAUCAACCCACCAAGUGUUAAUAAUACAAAAGCUUCGAGUAUAGGCCCAGACUUUCAGCCGUUGCUGACGUCGACGCGCUUGAAAUCGGAAGAGAUUUACCGUGAGAACAUCGCGAACGACAGCCUCUUUGCCAGUAAUUCGGUCACUUCAAAUCCGAACGCGGCUGGCAAUCAGCCUCAAGAGGAGGUGCCCGGCGAACCAGCCUCUUCGACGCAAGAGAACGACGUAUUUGAGAACGACGAGGAACUGUUCAGCCCGCCACCGUUGCCGAAACUCGACUCGAAGCCGCCGAAAUCAAAGGUUUCGUUUCUGUUCGACGAUUCCGAUUCUGGGGACGAGCUGUUCUCGACCACCAGUUCGGGCUCCAGGUCACAGAAGAGCACCGAUUUCUUGACCGCGGUGCCCCAGUAUUCGGACAAGGCCAAGGCUACGCAACGAAGAGGUCUUUUCGACGAGGACAUCGACAUAUUCGGCAACAAAGACUCGCCGGAUGUUGAUAUCUUCGGCAUAGCGUCGAAAGCGGCGAAAGAGGAGAGCGGCGCGCCAGCUAAAAAGCUGUCUGCCACGCCGAAAAAGAUCAGUCUGUUCGACGAUGCUGAAGAUAUGGACGACGGUGAUCUGUUCUCCGCGAAACCGAUCAAGAGCGACGGUAAAACCGAAUCGAAAUUGUUCGACGAAGACGACGGUGAUUUGUUUUCAGUUAAGAAAGCAAUCGACAGGGACCAAGCGAACGCUGGCAUUAAGCAACCUUUACAAGCGCCUCCGAUUGAGAAAGAGAAUGUCGAGCAAAUGUCCACGCGGAAAACGGAAAGGAAGCUCGAUGAUAUUUUGUCCGGAAAUGGAUUUUUCUCCGCCGCUGUCGGCUCUCACGGAUUGAUCUUUGAGGACGACGAUUACGAUGAUUUGUUCAGCAGCAAGAUCGUGACCAAAGAUACCAACGAGGCGUCUGCGCCAGAUAACAAAGACGAUACGAAAACGUUACCCGCGAUGGCGAGUAAAGUUGCGAGCGAAGUUCCGAAUCAAGUUGCUAGCUUCGAAAACGCCGCGAAACUAAAUCUCAUUGAUACCAGUGGAGUGGAGCGAAGCACUGAGAAAGAGGAUUUUCCGGUGACAUCUAACGCUGCAGAGAUUUCGGAGGUUGAACCUAAGAGGAGCCCGCCGAGAUCGUUAGAUAUUCAUGUGACUAUGUCGUCGUCGCCGCCCGAGGAAAAUAGUCAGUCUGCUAGACGAACAGUUUCCGGAAAAAUAAAGAAUUUAAUGGGAAAAAUGGGUGACUUGAAAAUACUCUCCCCAAUGGACACACCACCGCUUUGGAGGAGGAGCGAGGAAAGGACGGACGAAGAGGAUAGCGUCGCGGGUAGAGACAGCGACGACGGCGGAUGUGUUAGUACGCAAGGCCAUAGUUCGCCACCCAGCGUGUCUGAAGACAGCACUGCUCAGAAACAGUCUCUUCAGUCAACGGUUUCAGGUGAAAGUAACGUAGAAAGUGCAAUCAGCUUCGAUGAGCCUGCUCAAGUGGAAACGUUGUCUACUGCUGCCUCAAAGACACGGGUUCGAAUUCAAGCAAAACGCAGGCCUCAAAGUAGGCAUGCUCGGAAAUCUGCUUUGAGACAAAGCGGUAUCGAUUUCGAUACUGUAGAUGCCUCAGGGAAUAAUUCUCAAGAUGAAAGUCAUGUUAAUAAAUUACCAAGUACUCUUAUUAAAGAGCCGUCGAACUUUACGAAUGCGAAUGUACCACAAAUAACGAGCUCCGAUCGUUUGGUCCCAUCGAGCAACGACAAUCUUCAUCGGUUAGUCGAUCCCAACAUGUCUUUAGCUGCGGACGAAAAAUCCGAGCUCGGUAGCAUUAGCAAGGAAAGUUCAAUGAGCGCCAACAAGAACACUUUGUUAUCUCCAUCCACCGACGAGGAAGAUUUGUUCGAUGUACCUCCCGAUUUACCGGAAGAUCCGCAAAAAGAAGACACUCUAUUCGGUAGAGGACCAAUCCUUUCUCCGGUCGAUAGAGUCCUUUCUGAGAAGCCAGUUCCUGUUUUCAAGCCCUUAAAAGAUACUCACAUUAAAACAAUAGAUCACGCAGAAGUAGUUCCAGAGAAAAAAGUGUCUGUAGAUCAUGGUAGCAAAUUGGCUGAAGCUGAUAAAGAUCUUGAUACAAAAGUUGCGGUUCCUUGUUCGAAUGAAAAGGAAGUCGAACGCGACAACGUUGAAUCAAAGGAGGAAUCGAAAGAAAUGAUAGAUCCGUUAAGAGACAGCAGUCAUGAUCCUCUAAAGGAUCCCAGUCAGUUGUUCGCUUUCGUCACGAAAACACCAUCCCCGGAGAAAGGCAAGAAUUUGUUGUUCUCCGAGGACGAUAGUCUCUUCUCCACCAGCACUAAGAGGCCGUCCGAUGACCAAACAGCUAAGAAACAGAUGUUGGAUUUGUUCGCGGACGACACGGAAGGGGAUUUGUUCUCGUCUACUUUGUCCAAGCCGGUGAAGAAACCUCUGAAAGACACAAUGAUUAGCUUGUUCGACGAUGAUGGCCAGGAUGACGAGGACGAUAGUUUGUUUGAACCUGUUGUAAAGAAAUUGUCCGGGAAAGCUGAACCCGAGAAGAAACAAGAGAAUCGGAAGAAUAUUGGUCUGUUCGAUGACGGUGACGACGAUACCAUUCUAUUCUCCGAACAAUCUGAGCAUACUCGAAAGUCUGACACCGGUAGUGUUCAAGAGCCACCAAACAAAAAAGAAAUUUUCGCUAAUAUCACCGAAUCUGUGAAAACUUCACAUAUCACAGAUAUUUUUGCCGAACAGUCGAGCGGUGAAGAUGACAUUUUUGCUUCGAAGAUUGCAUCAAAAAAGGUCGUAGCGUCGAAGUUUCUAUUUUCUUCCGACGACGAUGACGACGACGCUGGUAAUAUAUUUAGGAAAAAAUCUUCGACCAGCGAAUCACGAACAAAACCAAUUGAAACGCGAUCGACUGCUGUAAAGAAAUCGGUUACGAGGGAUCUGAAGAAAACGGCUGAGAAAAUUAGCGAGGAUCCUUUAAGUAUUUUACAAGAUGACUAAACGUCGUUACUUUGAAAUACGUAUCAAAGAAAUUAUAUAUUUUAUUUAUGCUCGCCCUUCAAUAUUUCCUUGUACUGAAGUGAUUUUAAGUUAUAGCGUAUUAAAGUCCAGUAUGAAAAAUGAAUUAGAUUCUCUGUUAAUGAAGAGGAUAACUGAAAGGCGAAUAUAUAAAUUCUGUAUAAAUUAUUGAACAAAAAAAGAACGCUGUGCGUUACAAAAAUGGGCACUGUGCAAAGAUAAUAUGAAUUUAAUUGUAUGUUUGAUUCUAUUCCAUUUCUAUACAGAGAAAAUUCUAAAAUACAUUAUAAUUUGUAAUAUAUGCGAACAAAGAUAUUUUACCGUAUUUUUCCAUAAAUAUUUUUUCAAACAGAAAUUUGGAGGAUAUCAAGUCCUGAUAGGCGAAUCUUUUUUCAAUGUCGAGAACAACGAACAACAGAAUAUUACAUGGAUAAGAUAGAUUGAUUUGUUGUCACCAAUUUGUAAUAUUAAAUCAUUUUGCACAACCAGUUUGCAGGCAGUGCUUUACAAAAUAGAUGUUAUAUAUAUAUAUAUUUUUUUUUUGUUUAUAAUAUAUGUCAUUCCAUGAUGUAUUGUAUAUAUUGUAGCCUCCUUACAAAAAUGUGUAUCAGUACAAAUAAAUUGGUAGAUGCAAUCUUAUAUAAUACAUUGUAUAUGUGUUAAUUUCUCAUUACGCCAUUUCUAACCAAAUUGUAUUUUUAUAUAACCGAAUUUCAAUGAAAUAACAUGACGUCAUUCUUUACUGAAAUCAUUUAGGUAAAAUUAUUCACGUAAUCAUUUCACAUGCGUAGGUUUUAAUUAUGCAUACCGUGACUUAAUUGAGUAAAGAUACCGAAAGGUUAAAUACUCCUGUGAUUUCAAAAACAGUGCAUAA
Molecule: messenger RNA, 6208 nt
Organism: Nomia melanderi (Alkali bee)
Lineage: Eukaryota; Metazoa; Arthropoda; Insecta; Hymenoptera; Halictidae
Source: RefSeq, a predicted model, not a curated record